UCGCAGGUGUAACAUAAACCAUGAAAUUCCUAGUUUUUGCGUGCGUACUGAUUGUGGCCGGCGCCACAGCUCUUCCACAAAAGACAAAUGAAAUUGAACCCAAAGAGCCACGUUUGAUCACAAACACAAUAAGAAAUAUCAUCAGACAAGUACAAAAGGCAAUUAGAGAAAAUGGAUUGGACCCGCUUAUCAUCGAUUCCUUUGAGUUUGAAUACAAUAUUCCUUUCCUCGUAGAUGUACGGUUAUUCCUGAAUAACUUAAGUUUUAUUGGAGCCAGUGACAUCGUGAUUAGACAAAUGGAUUACUCAGUGCUUCAGAACAGGUUACGCUUUAAUAUUGAGCUUCCACAUCUCGUGUUGGUCGUCGUGAACUCGGGAUUGAAAGCAAAUGUUUUCGGAGAGAGAUACAGCGGUGAUUUUAGAGGCAGUUUGGCAAUAGAUGGCGUCGGUCUCUCUGGUGAAGUCCGCGUCAAUGUUGGAAUCAUUUCUGGUAUUUCCAUUCGCAGUCUGAAUGUGAAAUUCCGCCUGGCCAGAAUCACAUCAAACGUUCACUUGACAGUUAUGGAAGAGGACCUAUCAGCCAAUUUCAACAAACUCUUCAACGAAGACAUUCCUUACCUGCUAAAAACUUUUGAGGAUUCAAUCAACCAGUUCAUCACUGACACAAUUCGGGCAAUUGUUGAUGAAGUUUUAAAACCCAGCUACUUCUCUGGGUUAUUUAAUGAAAUUGAAAGCUCUUAAUAUAUUUAAUGAUAUUUGCUAUCAAAUGGACUAUCUAAUAAGAGAGAAAUUGUAG
This is a messenger RNA of Pieris napi, 795 nucleotides long. RefSeq lists its product as uncharacterized. The record is from RefSeq and is a predicted model, not a curated record. Lineage: Eukaryota; Metazoa; Arthropoda; Insecta; Lepidoptera; Pieridae. The transcript has 7 exons. The coding region runs from base 21 to 740 and encodes 239 amino acids.